Molecule: messenger RNA, 366 nt
Organism: Chroicocephalus ridibundus (black-headed gull)
Lineage: Eukaryota; Metazoa; Chordata; Aves; Charadriiformes; Laridae
Product: protein S100-A7-like
Exons: 2
Coding region: 1-366 (121 amino acids)
Cellular component (GO): cytoplasm
Molecular function (GO): calcium ion binding; transition metal ion binding; calcium-dependent protein binding
Source: RefSeq, a predicted model, not a curated record
AUGUCUGCAGGCACCCAGGCCACAACCACCCAUCAUGAGACUCGUCAGUUCCCUGGGAACUGCACGAUGGAGAUGGUCCUGAAGACCAUUGUGGAAGUCUACCACCGUUACAGCACCCGGGAGGGUGACUUCGACCUCCUCAACUUCAACGACUUCAAUACGCUGCUGACUGAGCAGGCACCGACCUUCCUCCAAGCUUGUGGCAGGAACAAUCGCGACUACCUGAAGAAGCUCUUCGAAGAGACAGACUUGAAUAAGGACAAAGAGCUGACUUUCGAGGAGUUCGCCAUCGUCUUGGCCAAGCUGGCCAAUGACGCCCACCAACUCAUCCACAAGGAAGACCGCUGUACACCAGACAAGGACUGA